Cotesia glomerata is the source of this 675-nucleotide messenger RNA. RefSeq lists its product as uncharacterized. The record is from RefSeq and is a predicted model, not a curated record. Bases 16 to 471 code for a protein of 151 amino acids. The transcript is spliced from 2 exons. Lineage: Eukaryota; Metazoa; Arthropoda; Insecta; Hymenoptera; Braconidae.
GACGUUGCUGGAAUCAUGGUUGGCGAUCGUACAGGUGCACGAGAAAUUGUGAUUCGUAGGAGAAAUAAUAAUCUUCAGUUCAUUGCUGAUACAGACCGUUCACAUGACGCUCUCCAAUAUCCGCUAAUCUUCUGGAAGGGACAAGACGGAUAUAGCAUAAAUAUUAAACAACGAGAUCCCGUAUCAGGAGCUGAAACAAACAAGAACGUUAGCUCGAAGGAUUAUUAUGCGUAUAGAUUGAUGAUUAGACGCGGGCUGGAUAACGUCAUUCUACGAUUUCGAGAGCUUUGUCAACAAUUCAUGGUCGACAUGUACGCGAAGAUAGAAGGCGAACGACUACGAUACUUACGAUAUAAUCAACUCAAGCUACGUGUGGAAGAGUACAUUCACUUGCGAGACGCUAUUGUCAACAACGCCGACGCUGGAAGGUCGAAAUUGGUAACUCUGUCAUUCUACCAUCAUCGUACGUAGGCAGUCCACGUCAUAUGCAAGAGUAUAUACAGGAUGCUCUGACUUUCGUGCGCGAAUAUGGGUGACCGUGUUUAUUUAUCACGUUCACAUGUAAUCUAAAAUGGCCAGAGAUUACAUCUUUGCUGUUGCCUGGCCAAAAUGCAAUACAUCGUCAUGACAUUACAGCACGUGUGUUUAGACAAAAGCUGAAGUCAUUAAUAAAUU